Messenger RNA from Trematosphaeria pertusa, 541 nucleotides. RefSeq lists its product as uncharacterized. The coding region runs from base 66 to 404 and encodes 112 amino acids. The record is from RefSeq and is a predicted model, not a curated record. The transcript is spliced from 2 exons. NCBI's taxonomy places the organism in Eukaryota, Fungi, Ascomycota, Dothideomycetes, Pleosporales, Trematosphaeriaceae.
UUGGGGAGCGUGCAUGAUAUAUCGUGAGGGGUUGGCCUCACCCAGCGCUUGCUUCUUAGAGGGGCAUGCUACCCAUUGGUGGCGUUCGACGAAAGCGAGGCGAACACUCUGGGAAUCUGCUUGCUGGGCGAUUUCUGUUUACGAUGGUCGAAGCGUCCCGCGCGGGUGUAGGAAGACGCCCGGUUAGUCCUCCUUGGGGGAGGAAACGAAGGUUAGCGUGUUCGGUCAGAGACGGGAAGCGGAAACCUCGUCAGGGUGGCGGAUGGACCCGAGGCUGCAGGCCGCCGCGCGGCGCAGCACGUCCUCGCUUUCGAUUCCGGGGGACCAAGGCGACACCCUGGUGCGUGAGGCGGAUAGCAUGUCCAUCCCUCAUUUUAGCUCGACCCGCAGAAGCUCACCGGUGAGACGGCCCUAUUCCGCAUAAAACGCCGCCAGCAUUUAUUCAGUUACCACCCGUAUAAAGUAUGGAAUCAAUCGGAACCGUUUGGAUCAUCUUAGCCGGCGUAUACCGAUCCCCCCUCCUACAAAGUAUAGAACGAAU